Molecule: messenger RNA, 1890 nt
Organism: Cetraspora pellucida
Lineage: Eukaryota; Fungi; Glomeromycota; Glomeromycetes; Diversisporales; Gigasporaceae
Source: the annotation of a GenBank genome assembly
AUGAUAAAUAAUAUAACAAUAAAGCAAACCCAUAUCAAUGAAGAUAUACCAGAUUUCCUUGCAAAACUUAGAUUAUACUUGCAAAACCAAGAAGUAAAUCCAGCAGAUAAUGCGGAAGGUCCACCAACAGGAAAAGAAGUAGUUAUAGGAUAUUUAAGAAGAUGUAUGAAAGGAAGAGCUUUAGAAUGGUUUGACAAAGAGAUUAUUACAAAACAGAAUUGGGAAUUAGCAAACUUACUUGAUAAUACAGAACAGGCCAACUUAGUAGCUAUAAAUAGGAGAACAGCAGUUCAAAUAGGAAAUCAAGCAUUGAAUGAAGCACUCGGCCAACCUGGUAAUGCAAUAGUCAAAUUAAGAGCUGUAGAGGGUAGUCGUCCUACUAACAUUGCUGUUAAUGCACCAAAUGCUAAUAAUGGUACUACAGUAGUUGUAGCUGGCAUUCAUUUUGGUCAAGCCAUAUGGUGGCUAAAAACACAUUUUCCUACAGUAGAAGAGGAGCUUCAGGAUUUGCAAUAUGGAACAAUUAGAAAAGAAAAUAUGACUAUAGAUGAAUUAUAUAGAAAAUUGUUACGAAUAGGUAGACAAGCUAACUAUAGGCCCAAAGAAUUACAUAAUAAAUUCUUAGAUGCCCUUCCUAUUCCAUGGUUUGAAAAAGCUAAAGAUAUCAGUAAACAUUUGCCAUUAGAUGAAUUAGCUAAAAAGCUUUAUGAGAUAGAGUUACAACGAAUUGCUAGACAUAAAAGAGAUAGAAUAUUUAAUUCACUAGUAUCUCAACAAGCAUCUCGAGAAAUAUAUGAACCCUUACCUAUUUCAGCUUCUCAACAGCAAAGAAUUUCUUUAGAAGAUAUGCAAAAAGCAAUCCAAUACACACUGCAAUCAGUUGCUCAAAAAGCACAAGCACCAGCUUCACAAACUGUUGAACCAGUUAGACAGCCAAGAGGUCCACCACCUUCAUUACAAACAGAAAAAGGUAUAGAAAAUUAUAACUUAACACAAUAUUUACAUAAUUUAGAUAUAUUUAGUACAGAAGAUUUCAACAGAAAUUUUCCUAUAAAGCAUUUUCAAAAACCUUGUCCAGGACAAUUAUAUUCAUCAAAUCAAAAUGCUAGAAUAGAUAGAAUAGAAUCAAAAGUAAAUGAAAUCAGUCAAAUGACAUCUCAAUUCAGGAGGAUGAUGCUUGAAAAUCAAUCCAAAAAACCUGAUGAAGAAGGUGGAUAUAACAAGGAAGAGAAUAAAUGGCAUGCUCCAUCUCAUCAGCCUGAAAUAUACAAUGAACUAUUACCAAAGCUUUCACUAGCAAUGCGUAAAAUGUGUCAGUUUCAUAUAGUUCAGGAAAAAGAAUCAAAAUCAGAUGAAUGGUUUUCGUCAUUGCAAUACUUGCAUUGUAAUAUAAAUGAUCUAUUGAUCACUAAUUCCUUUUUAGAUAGCGCAAGUGAAUUUGGGGGAGUGAAUGAUGCAACAAUUAACGCCCUGAGGUGGAAAGCUGAUAAGCCUUCUGACUUUGCUAUAAAGGGCAAUUCCAAACAUAUAUCUGAAUCAUUAGGAUAUGUAAAGGACAAAGAUGAUAAGAUUGUUAUGUCUACUGAAAAUUUUGCUUAUAUUAAUAAUGGUGAACCCAAACUAAUGUUAUGUUUAGGUAUAACAUGGAUUCAAAAAGUUCAAGGUAUUUUUGAUCCAAGUAAAAAUCAAUUUCGAAUGAAGUUACAUGAAAAGACUUACACUAUCCCAACUUUUAGCAAAACCCUAAUAGCUAAGGAUCUACCAAAAGAGAAGCAGAUUUUAGAGGGUCCACAUGAUUUAAUCCAAGUAUCUAUCGAUUUCUCCAGCCUGACUAGUAAGGUUCUUGCAGAAAGAUGUUCUCAACUUACUGAGACAAAGAUGGAAGAAUAG